GUGUAGCAUCGCGCGAGAUGAUGUCGAUUUCAGCGGGAAAACAAAGUAUUCCGAUGCCCUAGUUUGUUUGUAAAUAACUUCAGCAUAAUGAGUGACACCGAAGAAAAGCCUGCAAUGGAAGUCAAACCAGAAGAUGUUUUUAAAAAUGUCACAUACUACCUUGUUGGAGACAUACAUGAGAACGUGGUGAAGCAGCUGGAUGAUGGUGGCGCCAAACUGGACAGUUACCUCAGUGAGAUGGUCAGUCAUGUCAUCGCUGAUGACAUUGAAGCCGAUGAAUGUGCUGAAGCUAAAGACUUGUUUGAGCUUCCCAUUGUAUCCAGUGCCUGGGUUGGACUCUCUGUUAAAUGCAAGAAGCAGCUGCCAAAGGAAAUAUUCUCCCUGGAGGGACUUGUCUUCUCGGGGGUGGUUGUCUGUGUGUCACAGUUGGAUGAAGAGGACCGGAAGUCUGUGUGGAGCAUGGUGACGUAUUAUGGUGGCAGAUGCCAGACGCGGCUGGACAAACAUGUCACCCAUCUCAUCACCUUCACCACCGAGGGGAAAAAGUACACAGAAGCUAUGGAGAGAGUGGACAAGAUCAAGAUCGUAUGUCCAGACUGGGUGAUUGACAGUAUUAAGGAGAACAAGAAAGUAGAUGAAAGCAUUUACCACCCUAGACUGAUAGAAUAUCCCAAACCAGAAUCCCCACCCAAACCAAAGACACCAGAAACAGAAAUCCUGACUCCGACGAGGAACCUGGCCAUCAGUCCGGGGCCGGGGCAGCAACUUGCACAACAGAUUGCUGCUGGGCUCCGACGCAAAUCUUCCUCCGAUGAAAUGCCCCGAAAUGGAAGCCGACCAGGAACGCCAAGCAGCUCCAGUGCGAAGGAAGCGUUAGCUCGGAUGGUGAACAGCCGAUUACAGCAGUCGCGGGUGGGAGACAGUCCCGAGGCCCGCCCGGCACCCCCCAGUCCCCUGUUUCCUCACGCACACCCGUCUCUAUCGCCAGGGCAGCAUCCCAUCGCCCCCCAGAUGACCCUGGGGCAGCCCCCCGCUCUCAACCCUCAGAUGAUGACCUUCAACCCUCUACAAGACCCCAGCUUGGGCAGCAGGACACUGAGGAACAUCACUAACAACGCAGAACAAGCUCAGCAGGGGCUCCGACCAGGGAUGAACAAGAUCCACCAGAUGUUCAACAUGCCCCGCCACGCCAGACCUCCGCCUCCGUAUCCCAUACCUCCCCAUGCACUGCAGGUGCUGCCUCAGUUCUGGGGUCACGACCCUGCAGACAACAUUCCCCCGGACAUGUGCCUGCUCGGGUGUGUGUUCUACGUCACCGACUACCAGGCUAUCCUGGGACAGGAGGAGAUUACCACAUGGAAGCAGGUUAUCGAGCAGUAUGGUGGCCAGGUAGACUCGUCGUACUCCAGUCGCGUCACCCAUCUUCUCUGUGCCACACAGUACAGCGAUGUCUUUCAGCUGGCCCUGAAGGACCAGAAACGGGUGGUGACGGCAUUCUGGCUCAAUGACUGUCUCCUCCAGAAGAAGCUGCUACCUCCCUGGCAGGGGCUCCACAUCCCCCAGGUGUACCGAGACCAGAAGCCCUGCAGCAACCAGAUCAUCUGCAUGACGAACUACGAUGGUGAGGAACGGCAGCGGAUCAAGCAAAUGAUAAACGCCAUUGGUGCGAAAUACACGGGCUACAUGACCCACUCUAACUCGGUCCUCAUCUGUAAGAAACCCGAAGGUUUAAAAUAUGACAAGGCAAAAGAUUGGAGGAUACCUGUAGUGAACGUGCACUGGUUGACGGACCUGGUCAUCGGGAACCUAGAUGCUCUGCGUCUGCCGGUACACGUCAAGUACCUCCAGCUGGGUCAGCACAAUGAGUUCAGCAUGGACAUUGUCAAAGUCCAGGGCUUGAUGGCUGGCUGGAAGACUCCGCUCAAAGUCAGCAAGGAGGCAUGGAAGAAAUUUAUUCCUGCUGCAAAGUUACGACCUCAGCCGGCCCCCGGUCAGGAGAACCCAGGAGUCAAACACAAACUGUCCGAGUCCGAGAAGACCGGACCUCUAGCUAAGAGGCCAAGGCUCGAGAGCAACGGCAAAUCCACACAGCCCAGGGUGAUGUUCACGGGCUACCCUAAGGGCAUCGUCAAGAGACUACAGCAGAUCGUGAAUGACCUUGGCGGAGUGUUGGUGGACAACCCUCGGGACUGUAGCCACCUGGUGUCUCAGAUCUUCUCUCGCACCAUGAAGUUCUUUGUGGCCAUCAACGCCUGCAAGUUCAUCCUCACCAAGGAAUGGCUGGAGGAGAGCCUCAUCCAGAGCAAGUUUCUCGAUGAGGCAAAGUAUCAUCUCAACGACUUGAAGGGGGAGGCAGAGAUUGGCUGUAAGCUGUCCGAGUCAUUACAGAAGGCCAAGUCAAAGCCUCUCUUUCAGGGUCUAUCAUUUCACGUCACGCCUGGAGUGGCGCCCCCUGUGUGUGAUGUCCGGAACAUCGUGGAGAGUGCUGGGGGUACGACAGUCAAACGACGGCCGUCAGCUAAGACCAUAGCAGCUCAAAUGGACGAAAAGGGGAAGCCCAAGUUUAUUGUAAUUACCUGUGUCAAUGAUAUCCAUCUCUGUCGGGACUUGCUGGCCAAGAAAAUCCCCGUCUACAACGCAGAGUUUGUGUUAACUGGAGUAUUGCGACAAGAAGUAAACUUUGACAUAUUUCGUCUCGGAGCACACUAGCAUUCUGUCGGAUGUGCUUCAGAUUCUUGUGGAUCGAAGAAAGACAUGUCGUGUGAGGGUGUGCUUGAUUUGCUUGUGUGUGUGUGUGUGUGUGUGUGUGUGUUUGUGUGCAGGCUCAAGAUUUGGUGCAAAUGGCAGCAGUCAUCCGUGGCAACGAAAACUGGAUUCACCGGACUGUUGGCUGAUGUUUUACAGACUUUUAUAUAGGGCAUCAUGUGAUGAUGAAAACGUGUGACUUUGUUACAGUUGUUUUAGCAAUACGUUCAAACAGACAUACAAUAAAUCCCAUUGUUCAUCAGCAUUAUCCAUAAAUAUGCUGACUCAUCAGCUUGGAAAGCAAACUAUCAUUUCAUUGUGUGCAGUUUUGAUGUGUGGUCUGGUUAAUAAUUACGAACUUAAUGCAUGAUUUUAUAAGAUUAUUGUUGAUGAAUAUACAUAGAUAUAUUUAUGGAGACUUUGGUUAAAAGAUGGAAACUUUCCUGCUUGUUUAUUAUUAUCCACUGCCAUGGAGAAGAGUGGGGCGUUGGAUAUGGGAAUGGAGGUCAUCCGUCCGUCCGUCCUACCCGCUGUCUGUUCGCAUCUCAGUGGGGACAAAAUUUACAGUGGGGAAGGUAAAAUCAGAUUUCUUCAGGACAUAAAACCUAUCUCUUCUUAAGGCUUUUUGGAACUAUUUUUUUAUUAUUGUUUUUCAAAAUUAACUUCUAUGUUAUUCACUGCCAUAUGAAUAAACAAAAUUCUAAAGUGCCCCAUGGCGGGGGAUAGUGAUAACGUUUGUAUCACUAAUGACGUGUGUUGGAUGUUGUUCCUGAUUAACAAGUAAUGGAGAAUCAUUAUUCCUUAACUUUCGGCUCAUUCAUCAGUUUGGAUGGAAUACGCAGCUACUUGCUUUACUUUCUUAAUUGAAGCCAGGUGAUAUAUUGUAUUCUGUGGUGGAAAGAAAGUUAGCUGAAUAGAAAUUUUAGACUCAACUCAACAGCACAUAUGGGAUAGUGAUGCAGUGUUGAUGGAAAGGUAAUUUUACCUGGGCCCCCUUGUGCAAAGCUCAGGUUUUGGAUGCAGGCUCUGUCACUUGCUGUGCAGAGUUGCCUCCCUUACCCAGGACAGGAGCUGAGGCUUAUCCUCAUCACACCGUGUGUCUACCACACCAUGCUCAUGGGCUGCACUAAGGUGGUACAUGUCUGCAAGUCAUGUGAUACAAUUCAGGAACUUAGCACUUUGAUCUCUGUGUGGAACGGGGACAAGAUCUCAUACAAUGACAUACAAUGAUACAAGACGUCCCUGUGGGAAGAUCUGACACCCCCUCCAUUGAGUCGCAUCAGGUGACCUUUCUAAUCAGCCAAUCAGAGUGGAGGCUCAUCAGCAUUCAGUUCAGUAUAACAGAUUUCUGUAUCUCAAAAAAUAAACGUACACAGGUAGUUCUGAAUGGAAAAUAAUAAAGAACGCGAUUAUUUUAUUGAUUUUUCUUUCUGUUUCUAAACACCAUAUCUUCUGUGUAUUAGGAUAUUUAUUCCCCCUGGAGAUUCUUUCCAGGAGAAAGUAAUAUCCCAGGUAAAAACUUCUAGUUGAAACUUGUGAAGUUUAUCAUUUCCAAAGCCAGUAUCUAAAUAAUCUUACUAACGCUGGAAUAUUUUCCCAAAUGAAUAUUCUUUCUUCCGGAAACCUUUUUAUCCGGACCUAUUAAUCAUUUACACCUGCACCCUAAAAAGAUGUACUUUGGGAGUAAUAUCUGGGUUCUAAAUUCAAGUGGGAAUGAAAUGAAGCUCAAUUCUGAUUGGCUCAAGGACCCAAGCAGUCAAAGCCGUCCCUGGGUUGGAAAGGUAAAUGAGAUAGCCUGGUUUGUCAGAUCUUCCUGCAGAGAGGUGUGUAUCGAAGUAAAUGGUUUAAAGUUUGUUUCCUGAUAAGAUGAGUGUCCAUGAUUGGGUUAGGUUUGUGCCAAAAGAUCUUGACUUGUCCAUGCCUGUCAGUUGGGAUUGUGUAUCAGAAAUUCGAACAUGUUGAUAGCCUAAAUAUUUAUAUAAAUUAUAGAGAGUAGUCCGAUUUACCAUACAGAUUUCUUUUGUGGAUAAGCCAGUCCACAUAAACUUUGUAUCAUGAUCCAAUAGAUAUGGAAAUGAGGUUGCCGAGCAGAAAUUACUUUCAAGCUCCAUACAUCAAUGCCAUGCCUUCAUUCUCAGUGAUGUAUCGACGAACAUGUCGUAUAUGAAGUCUUUGAAUGGCAUUUUAGAAGUGAUACACAUCAUGAAGUGAAUGUAUGGGUUUUAAGGAGGUGUCCCAGUCGUCUAAGGUGCCGCAAUUCGCUGUGAAGAAACCUAUGAUUGUGGGUUCGAAUCCAGGUUCGCCCUGAUAAUGUUUCUAGGUUUGUCAGCACCAUACCCGUGCUCGUU
Molecule: messenger RNA, 5093 nt
Organism: Haliotis rufescens (red abalone)
Lineage: Eukaryota; Metazoa; Mollusca; Gastropoda; Lepetellida; Haliotidae
Product: PAX-interacting protein 1-like
Exons: 20
Coding region: 88-2709 (873 amino acids)
Cellular component (GO): MLL3/4 complex
Source: RefSeq, a predicted model, not a curated record